AUGUUUCCACUUUUAAACGACGCUGCUAUCGAAGAGAUGCUUUAUGACUCUGGGGACGAGGGCGAUGACAACGACGAAAUCGAUACGGACUACUUUAUUGAAGAAAACCCCGAACAUUCAAGUUCCUCUUCUUCUGAUGAAGGCGAAGAAAAUGAUGACGAUAACAUACCUUUGAGUAUGCUAGCAGGAUGGCAGAAGAAGCCCUUCAAUGGCAAACCUCUUCCAGAAGAUGCUGUUCGUGACCCAGGAGAUAUUAAAACCCCAUACGAAUAUUUCGAGCGCUAUUUUACUGACGAGCUCAUGGAACAGAUGGCUUUGACCACAAAUCAAUAUUAUAUGGCCAAUACUGGUAUACAAAUGAAACCUGUUUGUUCUUUACUAGAUAUAAAGAAGUUUUUCGGAAUACAUGCCAUUGUUGGGUGUAUAAAAUUUCCAAGACUGAAGAUGAUUUGGAACGAAAAAUACAGGUACGACCCGAUUGCAAAUGCAAUGUCUAUGGAACGGUUUUUCCUUCUCAGGACAAACUUGCAUUGUGUAGACGUGACAGCGGUGAAUCAGACUGAGGAACAAACCAAAAAUAGAUUAUGGAGGGUGCAGCCUGUCAUUGAUGCCGUCCGAAAAAGGUGCCUGCAGUUGCCAAGAGAUGCUGGUAACUAUUCAAUCGAUGAACAAAUGAUACCUUUUGAAGGUUGA
This is a messenger RNA of Parnassius mnemosyne (clouded apollo), 693 nucleotides long. NCBI's taxonomy places the organism in Eukaryota, Metazoa, Arthropoda, Insecta, Lepidoptera, Papilionidae. The record is from the annotation of a GenBank genome assembly.